Schistosoma mattheei is the source of this 249-nucleotide messenger RNA. NCBI's taxonomy places the organism in Eukaryota, Metazoa, Platyhelminthes, Trematoda, Strigeidida, Schistosomatidae. The record is from the annotation of a GenBank genome assembly.
AUGUAUGAUAUUAAUGGUAAUGGAACUAUUGAAAAGCAUGAAAUGGUUGAAAUUAUCAAAGCAAUUUACAGUAUGCUAGGUGCUGAUGAAUCAACUGUUGAUUUAAGUCCUGAAGCGCGUACAGAUGAAAUAUUUGAAAAAAUGGAUAGUAACUCUGAUGGAGUUUUAACAAGAGAAGAAUUUAUGGAUGGUUGUAUGGCAGAUAAACAACUUUAUUCUAUGUUACUCGCUGAUGAACCAGCUGAAUAG